Frankliniella occidentalis (western flower thrips) is the source of this 1818-nucleotide messenger RNA. RefSeq lists its product as uncharacterized. The record is from RefSeq and is a predicted model, not a curated record. The coding region runs from base 197 to 1795 and encodes 532 amino acids. Lineage: Eukaryota; Metazoa; Arthropoda; Insecta; Thysanoptera; Thripidae. Gene Ontology annotation, biological process: DNA repair. Gene Ontology annotation, molecular function: ATP-dependent polydeoxyribonucleotide 5'-hydroxyl-kinase activity; protein binding; double-stranded DNA binding. The transcript is spliced from 8 exons.
GGUUAUGUCUGCUGUUUCCGGCUCAGUCACUUUAUAUUUCUCAUACACAUUAUCCACAACUUCGUAACGUAGUCUCGCAGAAGGGUUGUAUCAACAAACGAAUCAAACAUGUUCUACAGUCAAUCGCUUAAAAGAGAGCGGAGCGGGCGUCUUGAAUGGCUUGAAAGCAACGUUUUUAUUGUACACAUAUGUCGGGAUGUCAAAGAUGUCAACAUGCUAUUUAGUCUGUGCAAGAAGUCGACACAUUCCAAUUGAACUUCCUCAUCUCCAGGACGUUGUCCUUGGAAGAUGUCCUGAAACGCAAAUUGUGGAUAAGCGGUGUUCAAAAACUCAGUUGACAUUUAGAGCAGAUCUCAUCAACCGGUCAGCCACAGUAAAACAGACUGGACCCAACUUGUCAGCUGUCAACGGCUCACCACUUGGGAGAAACUGUGAAAAAAUUGUUCAUGAUGGUGCUGUUGUGCAAUUUUUACUUGGUCAAUAUGAACACUGGGUCAGGUUUACCCCUGAGCCCAAGUCUUCAGCAGCAUCUACUAAGCGAAGUUCAAAUUCUGGAGAAUCCAUGGAUUCAAAGAAACAUUGUGGAAGUAGUUCUAGAAUAAAUGAUCUUUCUGAUUCUUCUGUUCUUGUCAAAAAGGCAGAGAAAAGCAUGUGGCACUCAGUAGAUGGUGGACGGCUUCUUGUGUAUGAAUGCCAAGGCACUUGUCCCUCUGAAAAGGUAGCAGCAUAUGAUAUGGAUGGAACUUUAAUUAUUACAAAGUCUGGAAAAGUGUUUCCUCAGUACCCAGACGACUGGAAAAUUCUUUGGCCAGAAAUACCUACAAAGCUUCAGAAAUUGCAAAAAGAUGGUUACAAAAUAGUUAUAUUCACAAACCAGGCUGGUAUAUCCCGAGGGAAGACAAGUGCUAAAGAAAUUCAGCAAAAAAUUGAAAAAAUUGUUGCAACUUUGAAUAUACCUAUGCAAGCUUUUGUUGCCACUGGUGAUACUAUAUUCCGUAAACCUGCUCCUGGCAUGUGGGACUUUCUCCUAAAACAGUGGAAUGGACGGCAAGAAGUAGACAUUACAAAUUCUUUCUACUGUGGGGAUGCUGCAGGGCGUCCAGAGAAUUGGGCUCCUAAGAAGAAAAAAGAUUUCAGCUCUUCAGACCGUUUAUUCGCCAAAAAUCUUGGACUAAAAUUUUAUACACCUGAGGAACAUUUUCUCGGCCAAAAGGCAGUACAAGUUAAUUUUCCUGAAUUUGAUCCUUCUGAGAUGCCAGAGGCAGAUGCACCACUGGUUGACCCUCCCCAUUCUUCUGUUACAUCUUCAAACCAAGAGCUCCUCUUACUGGUUGGCUUUCCUGGUUCUGGGAAAAGCUUUUUGUGUCGUGAGUAUCUCCUACCUGCUGGAUAUUCUCAUGUGAAUCGAGACACCUUAGGGUCUUGGCAGAAAUGUGUUUCAGCAACAAAAGCUGCCCUUGAAGCAGGAAAAAGUGUUGUUGUUGAUAAUACAAACCCUGAUCCAGAAUCUCGGGUAAGAUUUGUUGAGGUGGCCUCAAAAUUGAAAAUUCCAUGCAGAUGUGCUAUAGUUGGAGAUUCAAUUACCAGAGCUAGACACAAUAACAAGUUUCGUGAGCUAAUUGGUGAAAUUCAUGACCCUAUAUCUGAAAUGAUAAUGAAUUCACACAAGUCUAAGUACAAGGAACCACAACUCAGUGAAGGGUAUGAAGAAAUAAUUCGGAUAAAUUUCAAACCUAAAUUUAGAACAAAAGAACAUGAGCAUUUGUAUAAAAUGUAUUUAUUGGAUAAGUACUAACAAGUGAAUAUCUGUACCAGCAU